AUGGUGAUAAACACAGAAACGAAUUUAAACAGAUCAAAAUCUACUAGCGAACUACAUAAUAAUAGUUAUAACGAUGGUCAUGAUAAUUUUACAAAUGAAAAUCGGGCGAACAGCGAAUCUUCGUUAGAAUGGGAAUUAGAUGAAGACGAAAUAGAUAGACCCCGGGUUGAUGUCGAUACACCCUUCGGUAACGUUAUGGCCGAAUUUGAGAAUUCGUUUAGAUCUUUGAUGCAAAAACUCGACAAUAUGUCUACGACAGAGUACAAUGUAUCUGUAAUUUUCAGUGUUGAAAGAAGUGAAAAUCAACCAGAAGGGUCCAACGAGCCUAGCCACAGGUUGCUCGACGCCAUUGCAGCGCAACAAUUAAGUAGCGAAAUUGAUCGUGCAAUUACCGAAUUGCUGCAAAGUGACGAGUUCAAAGAGCGCGUAGUAUCCACUACAGUCGAUUCCUUAAGGUCUGUUAUCAGAAGCAGUAUCGAACAGACCUUCCCAGAGACCUACCGGCCAGUUCUGAACAGCUUCCACGCGAAAGUGGUUCGGCAGGCGAAGAGGACUCUGCACAAUGCAUUCCGUGAAUUAGACAAAAGUUCGGAAUACUACUGCCAGUCGGUACAAGAGACCACCCUGUCCAUCACACGCGCCGUGGAAAAACAUCAAAAUCCAAUUAAAAACACGACAGACUAUGGAAAAUCGUUACAGGAUACAUUGGAAGAGAUUUUGAAUAAAGAACUUAUGGAAUGGCGUCGAAAUUUAUGGGACUUACUGACACCACAAAUGUUGCCAAAACCAGAGUUCUCAGAAAGACCAGAGACACCAGAGGAGGAUAUGCCCGCAAGCCCGUCCCAGCCAGCUGAUCCUUCUAAAUCUAUUGUUGAACAAUUGUUAAAAUCGGCCAUGAUCAACAAGCUUAUAAGCGAGGGCAAAGUGAACGAGUCGUUCGAGCAGGCGCUGUCAGCGUGCGACCUGUCGCUGGUGGUGGCGGCGUGCCGCGCGGCGGGGCCCGCGCUCGCGCCGCGCCUGCAGCAACACACGCUGCUGUCGCUCGUGCAGCAGCUGGCCACGGACAUGCUGCACGAGACGCAGCUGAAGUGCAGGUACCUUGAAGAAGCUUUAAUAAACUUGGAUACAACAGAUCCAACAACACGAUUCCACUUGCCGCUGGUCGUGGGCGAAGUGAGGAAACAUCUUUCGAAUUUUCUCAAAACCUACCCCGGCCACGUCGCAGGCCGAAGAAUUUCAUUGAUAAUUUUGGCCGCUGAAAACUUAUUAAAAUGAUCUUUGUUUGUUUAAUUUGUUAUUUUUGAUUG
This is a messenger RNA of Zerene cesonia (dogface butterfly), 1307 nucleotides long. RefSeq names its product enhancer of mRNA-decapping protein 4-like. Gene Ontology annotation, biological process: deadenylation-independent decapping of nuclear-transcribed mRNA. The transcript has 7 exons. Gene Ontology annotation, cellular component: P-body. NCBI's taxonomy places the organism in Eukaryota, Metazoa, Arthropoda, Insecta, Lepidoptera, Pieridae. The coding region runs from base 1 to 1275 and encodes 424 amino acids. The record is from RefSeq and is a predicted model, not a curated record.